UAGGAGUGACAGAAAAUCUUCAAGAUAAAAUAAUGAUCAUAUUCAAUAACAAAGGAUUAUUUGAUUAAAUUCAUCUUUCACAUAUUAACAAUUAUUGAAAAUACAAUAUUAAAAUUUAUACAAGAGUGUGUGUGUGCAAGAAAGAAAGAGAUAAAUUAAGAGAGGGAGCAAUGAGAUCUCUGGUACAGCAAGAGAAGAGAACAAGAUAGUAGCGUCAUCAGUGUUAUGACGGCGAUAUCACAGCCCACCGCAUCAUUGAACUUUUCAUCGCGACGCGCAUUAUUGAAUCGAUUGAUAAUUCUCACAUAACUGUGCAUUAUAAUUUUUUCAAAUGGUACACAUUACAUUAUUGUGACAGUAAAAAAAAAUUUAUUACCACUUUCUUUAAAUUUGUUUCUCAUACAAUUUUGUGCAAUGUGCGUCAAAUUUUAAAUAUUUUGUGUUGUUUUCAUCACAUUUUUCUUGGUAAAUAUUAAUCGUUACUGAUAAAAAAAGUAUCGUUUCAAGAUUUUUGAUGAAAAAUUUAAAAUUUUGAAAAUGAAUAACCUGGUUCUAUUGCUUACAAUUGUUCUUACAACAGUGGCUGAUGGAACAAUGCAACCACGAGGAAUUUAUACAUCAGGACAUCUUGUUGAUGUAGAAAUAAUUUUUCCACGAAGAGUAACACACGAUGGUGAACUGAUUUCAUACAAUGUAACCCAUCAUCAAGGAAAUAAUACCGAUCAAGAUUUACAUUUGCGCUUGACUCGAGCAAACAAUGAAUAUCAUCUGCAUCUAACACCAGUUGUCGAUUUUAUUAGUCCCAAGAUAAUCAUCGAGAAGCAAAAGAGGAAUAUUCAUGUUCGUCAUUCAGUCAAAACUUUCAGUAAAUGCCACUAUCGUGGAUACGUUCGGGGUCAAAUAAAUUCAAGAGUAGCUCUUUCUGCCUGUAAUGGUCUGGCAGGUGUCAUUCAUGAAGAAAAUGGUGAAUUCUGGCUCGAACCAAUUGAUAAUAAAUUCCAUCACGAAAUUCAAAAUGACAUAAAAUCUGCAAAUCUACUUUCGAAGCUUGCUAAACCUCACGUUCUGUUUCGUAGAUCAAGUGUUGCAUUCAAUGAACAUAGGAGAAAUAAAAGAAGAAAAAAAAAGAAAGCUGAACAAAAUUGCGGUACCCGCGAACCACGUCGAUUGUUUGAAACACACGACAAAGAACAGAAUCAAUCGAGAGUUGAUGAAGUUCAAGGACAAGGACGAAGAAAGCUACCACUGAGACAAUGGCAACGAGCCAAGAGAUCUAUAAGCAAAGCAAGACAUGUGGAAGCUCUUGUCGUCGCAGACACCAGUAUGACAGCUUUCCAUCAGGAUGGUGACGUCGAAACAUAUCUUUUAACAAUUAUGAAUAUGGUCUCGGCACUCUAUCUUCAUCCAUCGAUUGGCAAUUUUAUCAAUAUUGUCGUUGUUAGAAUUAUUCUAAUAGAAGAAGAGGAUAUAGAGCAUGGACUGAACGUUUCAAUUAAUGCAGAGAAGACUUUGAUCAACUUUUGUAAAUGGCAAGAGAAAUUGCAGCUUGGCGAUGACACACAUCCAAAUCACCAUGAUGUUGCAAUAUUGAUUACCCGAGAAGAUAUAUGCACACGAAAUGAUACACCAUGCAGUACUCUUGGCGUAGCUCAUGUGGCAGGUAUGUGUCAACCCAAUCGCAGCUGCAGCAUCAACGAGGACAACGGGAUCACUCUUGCACAUACCAUUGCCCACGAGUUAGGCCACAAUUUUGGGAUGUAUCAUGAUACAGAAAAAAUGGGUUGUAAUAAACGAAAUGGCAAUAAAUUACAUGUGAUGACAUCGACAUUCGAACCAGACGCUAUGAUUGUAGCUUGGUCCAGAUGUUCAAGAAGAGAUAUCACUAACUUUCUAGAUAAAGGUAAAGGAAAGUGUCUCGAGGAUGAACCUGCAGAUAACGAUUAUGCUUACCCAGAUCUUCCUCCAGGAGCAAUGUACAACGCAGAACACCAGUGUCGACUUCAAUUCGGAGUCAGAGAAGCGUCAGUGUGUUCGCCAUUGCAGGAGAUUUGCUCUAAACUUUGGUGUGUUGUGAAUGGAACUUGCACAACAAUGUUGCAUCCUGCUGCACCUGGUACACAUUGUGGCAAACAUAUGUGGUGUGAGAAUCAAGAAUGUGUCCCAAUGAUGGACAAACCAAUUGAAAUUGAUGGUGGAUGGGGUGAAUGGAGUUCAUGGAGCGAAUGUUCAAGAAGUUGUGGUGCCGGUGUAUCAAUAAUGGAGAGAAAAUGUGAUCAUCCAGAGCCUGCUAAUGGAGGAAAAUUUUGCAUCGAUGAGAGACGUCGUUAUAAAAUUUGCAAUGUGGAAUCAUGUUCAGAAGACGUUCCUACUUUCAGGAGCUUUCAGUGCAGCAGCUACAAUGGAAUAGAAUACAAGGGAAGAAACUACACAUGGUUACCAUAUUUUCACAAAUCGGAACCAUGCGAGUUGUACUGCACUGAUACCGAUGAAGGAAUUAUUGUACCUUGGGGUGAAUCUGCAUUCGAUGGAACGCCUUGUAAACUGGGAUCAAGGGACAUGUGUAUCGCAGGAAUUUGCAGGAAAGUUGGAUGCGAUUGGAAAGUUGACUCUAAUGCAACGGAAGAUCGCUGUGGAAUUUGUCAUGGCGAUGGUACUCAAUGCGAAACAAUAAGUGGCUUUUAUGAUAAUAUUGAAGGACAAGGAUAUAAGGAGGUAAUUGUAAUUCCUGCCAGAUCGAGAAAUGUGAAAAUUGAAGAAGUGGGAGAUAACAAAAAUUUUAUUAGCAUUGGAAUACCAAAUUCAGAUGAAUAUUUUCUCAAUGGUAAAAGGCAAAUCACCCUGCCAGGUGAAUAUUUAAUUAGCGGAACUCUUGCACUCUAUGAACGUGAUAAUGAUAUGGAAAAAGUGGAAAUUCCAGGGCCAAUUAAACAAGAUAUUGCUAUUUAUUUGAUUUACAGAGGAACCUAUCUCAAUUUCGGCUUAAAAUAUGAAUAUACUGUAUCUAAAAAUGAAAUCAAUUACAUUCCACAUUAUUCUUGGGUUUUUUCUGACUGGUCCCUAUGUACAGUUACUUGUGGAGGUGGUGUUCAAACUGCAUAUGCAUUUUGUCAAGAAAUUAAAAGUGGAAUUGUCGGUGAUCGAUUUUGUAAUGAAACAUCCAAACCUGAGUCAAUUGACCGAGAAUGCAACUCCAAAUUAUGCCCUGCAAGUUGGUGGGUUGGUCCUUGGCAAAUAUGUCCAGUAACAUGUGGAGAGAGUGCUUUACGAAAAAGAACCGUUAUGUGUGUUUUAUUUAAUAAUUUCAAAGACAGCAACAGCAUAAAACUAGCACUACCUGAUGGAGAUUGUGAUGAAAACACAAAACCCGCUGAACACGAGGCAUGUCCAAAUUUAACACCAUGUGGAACAAACUCUGAAAUUCCUUUUAUUAUACACACAGAAGAUAAGAAAACUAUUUCCUACAAUAUCACGUCCAGCGAUCAAGAUGAUAUAACAAUAAUUGACAGCGUCACUUCGGAAAAGCCGGAUAUUCUCGAAUUUUCCAAAAUGCUUCAAAAAAAUAUUUACCAAAAACAUUUAAAACCCAAGUGGAUUAUUUCCAAGUGGAGUUCUUGUACACAUGGAAAGAAAAAUAGAAUUCCAUUCUGUUCAAUUUCAGAUGGUUGCAAAUCUGAUAAUAAGCCACAAAUAAUUUUCAAAGAUUGUCAUCACGAAAAACUUAUACAUAAAAAUCGUCAUCACAAAAAACGAAUACAUUAUAUUUAGGCUAGAGUAAAAAAUAGGUACUGUUAAAAAUUCUUAGACAAAUGAUUUAUUAUAGAAUAUAAAUUUUAUUUUCAACUUUGAGAUUGUAAAUACAUUAUGUCGCAAUAUUAUUCUCAACGAUUAUAUAACUUCAAUAAGACGGAAACUGCUUACAUUUGUAGAUUUUAAUUAAAGUAAAAAAUAGAUUCUCCAC
Leptopilina boulardi is the source of this 3958-nucleotide messenger RNA. It is a transcript of the gene AdamTS-B, whose product is annotated as A disintegrin and metalloproteinase with thrombospondin motifs 12. Gene Ontology annotation, cellular component: extracellular matrix. Gene Ontology annotation, biological process: proteolysis; extracellular matrix organization. The transcript has 15 exons. Lineage: Eukaryota; Metazoa; Arthropoda; Insecta; Hymenoptera; Figitidae. The record is from RefSeq and is a predicted model, not a curated record. The coding region runs from base 538 to 3765 and encodes 1075 amino acids. Gene Ontology annotation, molecular function: metalloendopeptidase activity.